AUGAGUGUUAAGCAGCGGCGAAACAAGCUCAGAGGAAUGAAACUGUGCUACAACUGUCUUCAGAAUGGGCAUCAAAUGAUAACUUGUCCCAGCAAAGGUGUUUGUGGAAAGUGUUUUGGAAGGCAUCAUACUCUUCUUCAUUUUGUUCGAGAUGAAACUCCAGCGAAGAAGAACGAACCAUCAAAGUCAGUCGAGGAGCGACAGAGGCCGGACGUAACAGAGCGACCUGUCAACGCGUCGUGUUCCAGCGUCAAUCGUCAGCCUAGCAAACAGAUCUUCCUUAUGACUGCAUUGGUUAAUCUUCAAUCUAAAGGAGGUCAAAUUCAUAAGGUGCGAGCGUUAUUGGACUCUGGCUCGCAGAUCAAUCUGCUGACGGAAUCCUUGGUGCAGAAGCUGAACCUACCCAAGUACCCAACGAAUAUUCCUGUGCUCGGCGUAGCAGGAACUCGAUCCCAGAUAAGUCAUCGAGUUGCAGUCCGAAUGUCUUCGAACUACAACGAUUUUGACGCCAUUGUGGACUGUCUUGUCACACCACGAGUGACGGGAACUAUACCCUCGACCAAGGUCAAUGUGGAUGCUUGGCAUUUACCACCCGGUAUGGUGCUGGCUGACCCGAGAUUUUACGAGCCCAACGAUGUUGAGAUGCUGAUUGGAGCUGAACACUUCCAUGCCAUUAUGUUGCGAAGACAGAUGCACAUCGCCGAAAAACUGCCAAUCUUGCUAGAGACUCAAUUUGGAUGGGUUGUUACUGGUUCUUACGAAGAGGACGACGGAGGUGGUGCACUAUACGCUAACUUUGCUGUGGCUGACAGCUUGAAGGUCUGCCUCAAGCGCUUUUCCCACCAGGAGGGGUUAAGUGAACCAGAGACGGUUACAAUUAAGGAAGAAUACUUCAAAGAAAACUUCCAACGAACUUAUCGUCGCAACGAAGAUGUAGUUCAACUGCCAUUUUGUGUAUCAGUGAGCCAUUUAGAAGGCUCCAGAUCUCUACCAUCGAAACGAAACCUCAUGCUGGAGAAAAAACUUUUGUGGAAUCCCGACCUGAGGGCUCAGUGCACGGCAUUCAUUGAAGAAUAUCAAGCGCUGGGCCACUGCCGUGAAGUGAAAGAGGAUGACGAUCCACCUGAUCUCCAAGCAUAUAUCUUACCGCAUCACUGUAUCUUGAAGCCAUCCAGCAGCAGUACGAAGCUCCGUGUUGAAGGAAUUCCAGACGCUGACCGAGAGACUUUGGUGCCAAUUCAAGACUCCAGUGCAUAUGAAGUUACCAAAGCCUUAGGACUCCUGUGGGACCCGAAAAGAGACUUGUUUCUGUUCCACAAAUCUCCUGAACAAACGAAGGAUGAUUCUCGGCCAACAAAACGAAAGGUGCUAUCCCAAAUAGCGAAGUUGUUCGACCCAUUGGGCCUUGUGUCACCGGUGAUCGUAGAAGCGAAGAUGAUAAUGCAGUCUCUAUGGGCCGCCAACAUCGGUUGGGAUGAUCCGGUGAACGGCGACUUGCUGCAUCAAUGGGAGGAGUUUCAAACGUGGUUAACUCAGCUUGGCAAAUUUGAGAUUCUUAAAUGUCUCGUAGUUUCCGAGACCAAAACAAUGGAGAUACAUGGGUUCGUAGAUGUCUCGAAACAUGCGUAUGGUGCUUGUGCUUAUCUCCGCAGCAUUGAAAGGGAGGGAUCAAUAGCACAUCUCCUAUGUAGUAAAUCGAAAGUAGCACUGUUCGAAGAAGGCACUGUUCAAAAAUUAGAACUGUGUGCUGUUCAACUAUUAUUUAAAUUGAUGGAAAAGGUCAUUCCAACGAUGAAGCUGAAAAUUUAG
Uranotaenia lowii is the source of this 1809-nucleotide messenger RNA. RefSeq lists its product as uncharacterized. Gene Ontology annotation, molecular function: aspartic-type endopeptidase activity; nucleic acid binding; zinc ion binding. NCBI's taxonomy places the organism in Eukaryota, Metazoa, Arthropoda, Insecta, Diptera, Culicidae. The record is from RefSeq and is a predicted model, not a curated record. Gene Ontology annotation, biological process: proteolysis. The coding region runs from base 1 to 1809 and encodes 602 amino acids. The transcript has a single exon.